Myzus persicae (green peach aphid) is the source of this 1047-nucleotide messenger RNA. RefSeq lists its product as uncharacterized. Bases 1 to 1047 code for a protein of 348 amino acids. The record is from RefSeq and is a predicted model, not a curated record. NCBI's taxonomy places the organism in Eukaryota, Metazoa, Arthropoda, Insecta, Hemiptera, Aphididae. Gene Ontology annotation, molecular function: nucleic acid binding. The transcript has a single exon.
AUGAUUGAAAAUCCUGAAUACAAAAUGCUUCAUCUAAAAAAAAUACUUGCUGCAGAUCUUGGAGUCGGACAGUCAACAGUUUAUAAUACGAUAUUGGAGUACAAAAGAAAUAAAACCGUUUCUUCGCCAAAUAAAACUAAAAAUAGGGUCAAAAUAUGUGACAAAGUAGAUGAAUUUGACAAAUAUGCCAUUAGGAGAAAAGUUCAUCAAUUUUGGCACAAUCGUGAAAUGCCUACGUUAAACAAGAUUCUAGUAGCAGUCAAUGAAUUAGCCGAUCUACCAAAUAUUUCUCGAUCAUCAUUGCAUCGAUUGUUGAAAUCAAUGGAUUUUGUAUUCACUAAGCGAGGACGUAAUACUGCUUUGCUUGAAAGAGAAGACAUUAUUCUGUGGUGGAGAAACUAUUUAAGAGACAUCAAGCGAUAUCGCGAAGAAGGUCGGCCAAUUUACUACUUGGACGAAACAUGGGUGUACGCCGGAGAUGUCAAUAGUAAAAUAUGGGUUGAUAAGAGCGUUGUAACAGCUAGAAUGGCUUCUUCGGUGGGACUUUCAACUGGAGCAGUAAAUCCAACUGGCAAGGGAAAACGCUUAAUUGUUUGUCACAUCGGUUCCGAAGAUGGAUUUGUACAUGGAGGACUUCUGAGCUUUGAGUCAAAAAAAAAUACUCGAGACUAUCACGAUGAGAUGAACGGGGACUCUUUUCGUGAUUGGUUGCAAGGUGUUUUGCCCGGACUUAAAGAAAACGCUGUUAUCGUGAUGGACAACGCUCCUUACCACUCGGUAAAAACGGAGAAAUGCCCAACAACAAGCUGGAGAAAAGCAAACAUAAUUGAGUGGCUCCAAAACAAAGGAGAGGUAGUCGACCAAACAAUGAACAUUUUAGAAUUGUUAGAGGUUGUCAAAAAAAUCAAACCAUUGUACAAUAAGUAUGUUAUUGAUGAGAUGGUAAAAGCUAAUAAUAAAAUUGUCCUCAGAUUACCUCCUUAUCACUGCGAGCUUAAUCCUAUUGAGCUUGCAUGGGCUGCAGUGAAAAGAUAUGUGACUAUGUGA